Messenger RNA from Racocetra fulgida, 442 nucleotides. The record is from the annotation of a GenBank genome assembly. NCBI's taxonomy places the organism in Eukaryota, Fungi, Glomeromycota, Glomeromycetes, Diversisporales, Gigasporaceae.
AUGGCUAAUCGUAAAGAUUUUGAAAUCCCAAUUACCGACGAAAAUGACGUUUUACAGAUCACAGCUUUGGGUGCUGGAAACGAACUUGACGCGGGUAUCCAUCCUGCAUAUAAUGGCCUUGCGGCCCUUCCAUUUUAUGAUGAGAUUGAUCCUGCAACAGUUGAUGUGUUGCUUAUUAAGCAAGAUCUUUUACAUAGUUAUGACAAAAUUGAAGCUGUUGACUAUCAUCAAGAAGUCGAGGUUGAAGGGAUAAAGUUUACAAGUUAUAAUGCUGGCCAUGUUUUAGGUGCUGCUAUGUUUCUGAUCGAGAUUGCUGGAGUCAAGGCAAAGGAAGAUAGGCAUCUAAUGGCUGCAGAACUACCUCCUGCACAACCAGAUGUAUUGAUCACAGAAUCUACUUAUGGUGUUCAAAACCACGAACCGCGUCUCGAAAAGUAUAAAA